Messenger RNA from Harpegnathos saltator (Jerdon's jumping ant), 3945 nucleotides. RefSeq names its product MAM and LDL-receptor class A domain-containing protein 1. The record is from RefSeq and is a predicted model, not a curated record. Gene Ontology annotation, cellular component: membrane. The coding region runs from base 793 to 3540 and encodes 915 amino acids. Lineage: Eukaryota; Metazoa; Arthropoda; Insecta; Hymenoptera; Formicidae. The transcript has 11 exons.
GAAUCAGAAUCGGGUUUCUAUUGCGUAAAUCGCGCGUUAAAUGAUUUCAGUAGAAUGUUGAAUCAAAAACCUCAGUCAGUGUUUCCUUCUUUUUAUCACAUUCGACAAUUUUAUUGAUUUUAUACGUGUGAUGGAAUCGAAUCGAAGAGAUAUUUUAUAGUUUAUAACGUGUACGAGCGUUAUCUUAAGCAGUGUAUUAAUAGCAGUGUGUAAUAAUCGGCAGAAAAUUAAAUUAAAUUAAUGAUCGCACGUAUACUGCUGCGUUCGCAAUUAAAAAUCCCGUGAUUUCGGAAACGCAACACGCAGAACGCACGUUUUAGCGCCAAUGAAAACGACCAGAUUUUAAUCUCGUUAUUGCGGCAUUCUGCAUCGUUGGAAUUCAAUUGUUCGACGUGUGCGGACGCACACGGAAAGUGUAACGACCGGAAACUGAAAAGGCCGGAACUGUGCGGAAUUGCGCGGAUACACCGUUUCAUUCCGUACCUGAUGGCCGUAGCCCAGGAGAACCGUACAGUUCGCAUCUCGUUGGUACAGAUAUCACGCCGCCGGCCUUGUCGUCUGAACGCUUCCUCGUGAUUUCGUAAGGUGUAAGGAAAUCGGAGAGUUCAAGUCUGGGCUGCAAGAAUAAGGAAAGAUUCCACCAGACAAACCACAUGUCAAGAUUAUCAUCGGCGGGCCUCAAGGAUCCCGAUGAGCGAGUAGCAACGAACAACAACACAUGACGCACGUACGCGAGCAAGUGCAAACCUUGUGAGAAAUAGGCAAACGAAAAGAAGGACCGCAACUAGGGAUAUGUGGUGGUGGAUUCUAUUGCUGAGCUGCUGGUCGUCCUCUUCGUCGCGGAGUAUGACCUGGUAUCCGUCGACAACCUUGAACGCGAUGUUCGGCGAACAGGUUGAUCUCGUGGGUGCUGUGCAAAAUGCGAGCUACUUACCCGACUGGAGGAAAAGUCUCGCGAACAACGGAGUCAAUGAUGCGACGAGCAAUGGGGAAUCUGCGGAUUCCGUCGAUUCGCGGCAGCCUCCCGUUAAUUCCAUCGAUCGCGAUCGCGAUCGCGAGCCGUUAGACGAAGUGGAGCGCAUCGAGCCCAGGCAGUGGCCAGGUAGACCGGACAUCCUGCCGACUCGUAGCACCGCGCCUUUCACCACGGAAACCUCUUUGUUACCCGGGCCUCCGUAUCCCACCACGCUCGCGCAGAGGAACCCUUCCUCGCAAAGGUUCCCUACGAUCACGGUACCACCGCCGACGGUUACAGUGGAUGAAGUUUUCUGCGACUUUGGACCGAGUCCUUCGAUGCCGCUCUGCGAGUGGCAGAAUGGUAACGCCGCCUUAGAUUGGAUGCCCGGUACCGGAAUGGGUACCAACUGGUUGGGUGGACCUGCAGCUGAUGCUACGAGCGGUACCAUGGAAGGAGGGUAUGCCUUCGUGGAGACGUCGCAUGUACCAUCGAAGGAUCUCAAGUUCAAGAGCUCUGGCGGUCUCCUGCACAGCCCACAAUUGGGCAGCACUGGAGUCUCCGGUACUUGCUUCAUGUUUAAGUACACCAUGGACGGCCUCAGCAUCGCAGGGCUGCGAGUGCUGCUGCACGUUGGCGUGGACGAGUUCUCGUUCAAGAAAGAGCAGUCCGAGGAGCUGCCUGUGGAGAAUGUCACUGCUCCGGCGCCUUGCGAACCGGUGGAGGUUGCAGAGGAGCGCGUGUUAUGGCACGCGCAGUAUUACACGCUCGGAGUAUGGCAACAGGCGCAAAUACUCUACACGUAUCCUGCGUUGCACUCGGUGAUCAUCGAAGGUGUGCCGGUGGACUCCACGGACCCGUCGCGUCUGUAUCGCGGGUACAUCGCCGUCGAUGACAUAGACCUGCAGCCUGGCACGUCGUGCGUCGGAUUCUGCAACUUCGCCGGCGGUUUUUGUGACUGGAACAACGACGCGGAGGACGAUUUCGAUUGGACCAUAAGUCGUGGCAGCGAUAAUCCCACAACCGGCCCGGCGAUGGACAGCUCCAGCGACCGCGCCACUGCCGGCGGUUACGCGUACAUAGACUCCAACUUCCCACGACGACCUGGCGACAUAGCGAAGCUGGUAAGCUCGAGCUUCCCGGCGACCAGCGCGGACGCGCCGAUGUGCAUGCACUUCUGGUUCCACAUGUUCGGCUCUGGUGUCGGUUACCUCAAGCUCUACCUACGUCACUUUCGCAGCUCGGACAAUCAGCUGCAGGAGAUCUGGGGGCUGUCCGGGAACGCUGGCAACGCUUGGUUCAUGUCUCAAGUGACGAUCAGCUCGCUCGACGACUUCCAGCUGGCGUUCGAGGCGUCGGUGGGCAACACCGGCAUGGGUGAUAUCGCCAUUGACGAUGUUUCGUACGGACAGGGUGCCUGCCCCGUUUCACCACAAGUGGCCGGUCCGAUACCUCGAGACUGCACCUUCGAAGUCGACGAGUGCGAGUGGAUCAAUUCGCGCGACCCGGACCGCGUCGAGUGGGAGCGAAUGUCCACGCAGGUGUUGGGUCCGAGGAACCAGAGGAAGCCAUACAGCAACGGGCACACGGUUAACCGACGCAACGAGUAUUUCCUAGGACUCGCGCGUCUGCGAGGUGGCCCGCGAUCGUCCGGAGGCGGCACUGCUCAGCUGGUCAGUCGAGAGAUGAAAGGUUCCGAGGAACCGCUAUGUAUCACGUUCUGGUAUUUCAUGUUCGAGCCGUUCAUCGACUCCACAGGACCCAGCUUAGGCGUCUUGCGGCUGUACGUGCAAGCGGCAGGCGACACCUCGGCGGAAGCCAAACCGAUAUGGCAAUUGUACAACAACCAAGGACCCACGUGGAGCUACGCUCAGGCUAACAUCAACGAGAACACAAACUUCAACAUCGUGUUCGAGGGCACAUGGGGUCCGAACAGAGCGAGCGGUAGCAUUGGAAUCGACGAUAUCGCAUUUUAUACUGGAAACUGCAGCAUUAAACCACUGAGCGCGGCCGUCCGUGCGGAAGACUGCAGCUUCGAGAAAGGUCUGUGCGGAUGGGAAAACACGACUGCCUCCGACAAUGACCGGGCCGUGAUGUGGCAGCGUGCUUUCCAGACCCAUCGACCAGCUCAGUUGUUAGACAAGACAUUCGGCGCGACCGGUGAUUUUGUGUUCUUCGACAUCUUCACGAACAACAAGCAGUCGACGACGGUGCAGCUGCGGUCGCCUGUAAUCAGCGCUUCACCCGACGAGGAGUUCGUCUGUUUAACCUUCUGGUUCGCUGCUUUCGGCGUAGAGGAGUCCACUACUCUACGGGUGAUCAAAGCGCCUGCUGAGGAAGAUGGUAACGAGGAAAGCGAAGGCGAGCAGGAACAGGCGUUGUGGUCACUGACGGCAAAAGGGUUGAACAAUCCACGACCAGUGUGGAUGGCGGCGCAGGUGAUGAUCGAGGCCCGUACCCCGUACCGAUUGAUCCUCGAGGGAAGUGCGAGUAACGGUGGCUUUGCCGUUGACGACAUAAAGUUUCAGCCGAUGGGAUGUAGAACUCGACCAGCCAGUGCUCAGCCGACCGAAAACGAGACAUAAGAAGAUGAAUACCGAAUGAAGAAUGCUGAAGUGAUCAUGAGAUGAAGAAGAAACUGCCUGUAAUAUUAGAAGAAUCUUUUUUUACACAUCAACUAGGAGCUAUUAUGUAUAAAGCUGCAACGAUAGCGCAAGUAGAACAUGCAAUAAAAUCUUUUGCUCAAGGUGAAUUGUAAUGUAAGACUAUCAUAUAGUUAAUGAAACAUCAUAGCUAAUUAAACGCGCACAAUUGAUUAAACUGCGUAGCAAAAGUGAUUAGUCUCAGUAAUUUCGAUGGUAUCAAAUAUGUACUUUUGUUACAUGACGCACAUAUGAACAUCUUAAUGAUGUACAUUACGCAUACACGUUUACGAGCAACAUUUUAAGGUUCGGAGAAUACAAUAAAGCCAAACAUCUGUCUCCCGUGUA